ACAACCUACUCCACAAGCAGUAAUCAAUUUCAAAACCCCCAAAAAAAUUGCAAAACCCCCGGAAAACAAUCCUCACCUGUUCCUGGACCUGGUGAACUCUACCCCAGUCCUUCACACAUAAAGUCACUCACCGAGAUCCCCCGGACUCCACAAAUUAUAAACAAAAUAAAUAAUAAAUACAUAAAACCCACGCGACUGCAGACGGCGCAGUCGACCGCAGACGUGCGUGCGCACUUUCGAUUUUCAUUCAUAUAUGUAAAAUAAAUAGGAUGAAAAAUCUCGGAAAAGUGCUAAUAAUUCGUUCCUAAUUGCCAAGACAACAUGAAUUGGCGAUUAAAGUGGUGAAAGGUGUGGAUGAUCAGGUGGGUGAAGAGACUUGGAGUUAUCGGGGUGAUAAUUAUCAUUGAGAGUGGAUAAUCAUCAAGAAUGAGUGACCAAGAAGGAAACAAUAACCUCUCAAGAGAGACACUUAUUAGCACAGCUGUGAAGUUUCUGCAAAAUCCAAAGGUAUCGUCUAGUCCCUUGAAACAGAGGCAGGAGUUCUUGCUGAGAAAAGGUCUAUCUGAGGAUGAAAUCAGGAAGGCUUGUGACCUGGCUGGUCUUGCAGAGCCAGUCAACGACUUCACCAGUGUCAUGAUACCCCAGAAUUACGUUUAUCAAGGGUAUGGCUACCAGGUGAUGCAGCCCACCCUCUUCUACAGGGUCAAAGAGUUCUUCAAUACUGCUGCACUCAUUGGUGCAACGUUCUACUGUGUAUACUGGUUUUACAAGAAAUUCAUUGAGCCACUUUUAUUUGGUCGCAAGAAGGACUCGAUAAAGGACACCGUGGAGGACCUAGACAAAACAGUGAAGGAUUCCCUCAAAGAAAUGAAUGAAUCUAUUUCGAAGGUGGAGAGUAGUGUGAAGAGGAUGACGCAGCAUCAAGCCCCGGAUCCAACGAUUCCCCAUCUCGUCCAGGAGUUGAAGCAGGAUUUGGCCAGUCUCAAGGGUCUUCUGCUCUCCAGGAAGCAGUUCCCCAGUGCCCCACCUUCCAUUCCCCCCUGGCAACUCGAAGCCUCGACCCAAAGUCGAGACAAGGCUGCGGAACGAGAGGACGAUGCCGGCAGUGGCAGUAGUACCAAUAAUUCAGACAGUUCGCUUGAGAUGAUUCGAGAGGAUCCUCCUAAGUAGAUUCUAAAACAAUUUUAGGGAGUUCAGGGGAAAAUUAUGGAGCUGUUCGAGUUGAUGGAUCUCUUGUAAUUACGUAAUUAUUUAUGUAAUGAGACAGUUUAGGAGGGAAUGCGGAGGUAAUGUUUUUUAUGGGAAUUUUUUCCAGCUCAAAAAACGAUUUGACAUUUUAUCGAACGAUCAAUUCAGUAGCGAAGUGGUUAAACGGUUUAAGUCGAUUUUGGCUAUUGGCCAGUUUUCAAUGAAUAUCUAA
Messenger RNA from Diachasma alloeum, 1420 nucleotides. It is a transcript of the gene Pex14, whose product is annotated as peroxisomal membrane protein PEX14. The coding region runs from base 427 to 1170 and encodes 247 amino acids. Gene Ontology annotation, cellular component: peroxisomal membrane; peroxisomal importomer complex. The transcript has 3 exons. The record is from RefSeq and is a predicted model, not a curated record. Gene Ontology annotation, molecular function: signaling receptor binding. NCBI's taxonomy places the organism in Eukaryota, Metazoa, Arthropoda, Insecta, Hymenoptera, Braconidae. Gene Ontology annotation, biological process: protein import into peroxisome matrix, docking.